Molecule: messenger RNA, 552 nt
Organism: Penicillium canariense
Lineage: Eukaryota; Fungi; Ascomycota; Eurotiomycetes; Eurotiales; Aspergillaceae
Product: putative AP-3 adaptor complex subunit sigma
Exons: 2
Coding region: 1-552 (183 amino acids)
Biological process (GO): protein transport; vesicle-mediated transport
Cellular component (GO): intracellular membrane-bounded organelle
Source: RefSeq, a predicted model, not a curated record
AUGAUCAACGCAGUACUCGUCUUCAAUAACAAUGGCCAGCCUCGGCUGACCAAGUUCUAUACAACGCUGGACACCCAAACCCAGCAAUCGCUCAUCGCGCAAAUAUACCACCUGGUGGCUCAGCGCCCAUCUAGCGCCUGCAACUUCCUGCCCCUCCCACCCCUCCUCUCCCAGGGCGCCGCCAGCUCGACCGGGCCCUCCGAUGCGCCGACGCAAAUCACCUACCGCACCUACGCUACGCUCUCCUUCAUCAUGAUCUCCACAUCGACAGAGUCCCCGCUCGCACUGAUUGAUCUGAUUCAAGUUUUUGUGGAGGCACUGGACCGCAUGUUCGAGAACGUUUGCGAGCUGGACCUGAUCUUCGGGUAUGAGACGAUGCACGCGGUGCUGAGCGAGAUGAUUGUUGGUGGCGUGGUCGUUGAGACGAACAUUGAAAGGAUUAUCGCUGGCGUGCGCAGCCAGGAAGGUACGUCUGGGAAGAGGAAGGCCGUUCAGGCCGCCAGUGCAAGUUUGGGACGUGGAGCGAUGCCAGGGUUGGGGGCCUGGCGGUGA